Molecule: messenger RNA, 741 nt
Organism: Aspergillus chevalieri
Lineage: Eukaryota; Fungi; Ascomycota; Eurotiomycetes; Eurotiales; Aspergillaceae
Product: J-type chaperone JAC1
Exons: 1
Coding region: 1-741 (246 amino acids)
Biological process (GO): [2Fe-2S] cluster assembly; protein complex oligomerization
Cellular component (GO): mitochondrion
Molecular function (GO): ATPase activator activity; protein-folding chaperone binding
Source: RefSeq, a predicted model, not a curated record
AUGGCUGCCCUACGAACAACCCUCCAACGGCUCCGCCCGGGGUCGUCACCGCUACCCCAAUCAUUCGCAAACCGCGCAUAUCAACCCGCGCUCCGCCCAUUCAUAACAACCCCCCGAACCCUCAACAGCAACACCGAAGACGACAUCCCCAACAUCAACAUCACAAACUACUACACUCUCUUCCCCUCAACCCUCCCCAAUGGCCCCCCUCCAGCUACCAAGUUCGAUAUUCCCCUCCGCACCCUCCGUGCCGAAUUUCUCUCUCUCCAAAACCGCACUCACCCGGACAAAUUCCCUCCCGGCGCACCCAAACAAAAAGCCGAAGCGCUCUCCGCACUACUUAACGAAGCCUAUCGCACACUCUCCGACCCGCUCACACGCGCACAGUACCUCCUCCGCAUCCAGCACGGCAUCGACGUGACAGCCGAAGAAUCCGCGGCAACAGAUAAACAAGCGCUCGAUCCCGAGACGUUGAUGGCUGUUAUGGAGGUUCAGGAGAAAAUUGAGGAACUUGCGGAGGAAGAGGGCUCGGGCGAAGAGGCGCAGAAGGUUAUUGAGGAUAUGAAGGGGGAGAAUAGGGAGAGGGUUGAGGAGGGGGUUAAGGUGCUUGGGGAGAUGGUUGAGAAGGGGGAUGUGGAGGGAAUGAGGAGGGAGUGUGUGCGGUUGAGGUUUUGGUAUAGUGUUGGGGAAGGGUUAAAGGAGUGGACACCGGGUGUUAGGGAGAUUCGGUUAGUUCAUUGA